Messenger RNA from Letharia lupina, 729 nucleotides. RefSeq lists its product as uncharacterized. Gene Ontology annotation, biological process: snRNA pseudouridine synthesis; ribosome biogenesis; rRNA pseudouridine synthesis. The record is from RefSeq and is a predicted model, not a curated record. The transcript has 2 exons. Bases 1 to 729 code for a protein of 242 amino acids. Gene Ontology annotation, molecular function: box H/ACA snoRNA binding. NCBI's taxonomy places the organism in Eukaryota, Fungi, Ascomycota, Lecanoromycetes, Lecanorales, Parmeliaceae. Gene Ontology annotation, cellular component: nucleolus; box H/ACA snoRNP complex.
AUGGCCAAAGAAAAGCCCACAGAUCCCGAAAAGGAGGCUAAGAAGCUGGCCAAAGCAGAGAAAAAAGCCAAGCGCUCAGAAACGAACGGCGUCCACAAAUCCAAAUCAGACAAAAAGGAGAAGAAAGAGAAGAAAACGGCAGCUGCAACGUCAGAUGCAGAAGUUACAACCAAGCUCCUAAAUACCGUCGAAGAGACCAAGCCUGGCAGUGUGGCUGUCAAGGAAGAAAAUGGAGAUGUGAAGGUCAAGGUGAAAAUGGAACCCUUGCUCGGAGCAUUGGUGCCGUUUGCAAAUCCAUUGGCGGAUGAGAAAGCUGGUAAAAAGGUGCUGAAGAGUGUUAAAAAAGCAACGAAGAACAAAUCUCUGAAGCGCGGCGUCAAAGAAGUCGUCAAAUCUCUCCGCAAAUCCAGUACUGCCGCCGCCACCGCAGGAAGCGGUGACCCUCCCGCCAUUGUUAUACUCGCAGCCGACAUUUCACCCAUGGAUGUCAUAUCGCAUAUCCCGGUCCUUUGCGAAGACCAUGGCGUGCCGUACAUCUAUGUGACGUCGAGGGCGGAGCUGGGCGCGGCUGCUAGUACGAGCAGGCCGACAAGUGUGGUCAUGCUUACGCAGGAGGCAGUGGGGAAGAAGAAGGGGGGUGAGGAGAAGGGGGGCGAGGAGGAAUUCAAGGAGGUGUAUAGGGACUUGGUGAAGAUUGUGUUGAAGGCUUCGAGGGAUGUUAGGAUAUGA